UAAAAUUUCAGCAGAUUCAGCACCAGUAACUCAUUUUCAUUUCGAAAAAUUUCACUUCUUUCAAUUAUCUCCCGCCUCUCUCACAUCAGCGACUUUUACUCCUCCAUUUCUACUUAAAACCCUCACUUUCUCCAACCACAGCAGUUCCGUACGACUGCCAUUACUGAGUUCAGCAAGACGACCAUAUCAAAGAUUCCUCAAUCUCUUCAUCGAUCAUCCCACCUGUUUUGCUACUUUGUUAAAAAUCUUAGAUAAUGGAGGAAGAGGGAAAGGAUACAAGCCCUAAAUGCCCUUAUACUAUAACAGUAAGAAGAAACCCCCCUAGAAAAGCAAAGAAAACCCCUUCCACCAACGCUCCUCCAUCCAGUAAAUCCACUUAUUUCAAACCCAAAGAUAUUCGGCCAUACCCGAUCGACGACAUCCUCAAGUGUGAUGUCUCUCAAGCCCCAACUCCAGUGCCUGUAGCACCACCAGAGAAUCUGGAAAGUAUAAGAGUCUUUCUUAGAGUAAGACCUAUUGAUAUACGUAAAUUUUCUACCAAAAAUAGUGAUGUAGCAGCAAAAGGGGCUCGGUCCAAGCUAAAAGGUGUUUCACCAAAGCGGGAUUUGAAGAAGACAGCUAGAAAAAAAGAGGUCUGUUUGUGUGUUACUGAUUCCCAAUCGGUUACUCUUGCACCACCGGCGGACAUGCAGGAUACAAGGCGUGUUAAAACUGAAGUGUACGAUGGUUUUAACCAUGUGUUUGAUUCUGAUUCCCAGCAGAAAGACGUAUACGAGAAAGUGAUGGACCCUCUAGUAUGCGAUUUCAUUGCUGGGAAGAGUGGUAUGAUUGCUGCAAUGGGACCUACCGGCUCGGGAAAGACACAUACGGUGUUUGGUUCUGCAAGGGAGCCUGGUAUUCUGCCACUUGCGCUUCGAAAGAUAUUCAAUUCCUCUGGGAACAAUUGUUCUUCUGAGCUGGCAGGGUCAUACUAUAUAUCAAUUUUUGAAAUAUAUUCUGAGCGGGGGAAGGGAGAGAAGAUUGUUGAUUUGUCAUUAGAUGGAACUGAUUUGUCUUCGCAACAGUCAACUAUUAAAUGUCAACAGGUUUUGGUUACCAAUGUUGCUGAGGCAGAAUCUUUGAUAGCACGAGGGAUGUUGAAAAGGACUACUGCUAUGACAAAUUCAAACACUCAAUCGAGUCGGUCACAAUGCAUCAUCAACAUUAUUGCCACUCAGAAAACUUUUGAUAGGAAAGUUGAAAUUGUACUGAAUGGUCCUGUACUGAGUAUUGUAGACCUUGCUGGUGCUGAAAGAUCUCAAAAAACAGGGAAUCAGGGAACCAGAUUGCUGGAAAGCAACUUCAUUAACAACACAUCGAUGGUGUUUGCUCAGUGCUUAAGGUCAUUGCUGGAGCACCAAAAGAACCCCAAGAAGCAAUUGCAGAAGCACUUCCAAAACUCCUUGCUGACCAAGUAUUUAAGAGACUAUCUGGAAGGAAAGAAGCGGAUGACUCUGAUUUUAACUGUCAAGCCAGGGGAGGAUGACUAUGUCGAUACAUCGCAUCUGCUUAGACAAGCGUCCCCUUACAUGAAAAUAAAGUUUUCUACUGUAGAAGAACCAUCCACUUUAGCAUAUCCCAAGAGGGCUGUUGAGAAGUUGCCUAGAAUAGAGCAGCCUAAAAGGAGGAAAUUGCGUGAGCCGGAUGCUUCUGAAAUAGACGAGGCUAAGAUUGUCAACAGUGAGCAUCCAAUCUUGAAAAAAGAAAGGAUUUUGAAGCAGCUUCAGCAACAUGAGCCUCUGAAUGUCAAAAAAGAUUUGCAUAAGAUUUUACAUUCUGAGAAAGCAUGCUGCACUGAGUUAGCAGGGACUAAAAGAAGGGAACAAAUUUUGCUGAAUUUUUCAAAGGCUCUGUGGAACGUUCUAAAGCAAUAUAAGCAAAAACUUGAGAACUCUGAAGGUGAGAACCACUCUUUAAAAGAAAACCUUAAUCUGGAAAGAGCUCGGUGUCUAGAACUCGAAAAAGAAUUGGGACUUCUGAAAUUGAAUGAUUCUCACUGCACCCAACUGGUUGUUGAAGAUUCUGCUUUAGGCUCUGGGGCUGCUAAAAUUUAUCAAGAGAAAUGUACCAUAUACAAAGUACAAAAUCUGGAGGUAGAAGUUUCUGAUGAGUGCUCGCCAGUUAAAGACCUCAAAGUGGAGGACCAUCAGGUAAUCAUGUCUGGUAUCAGCUUCCUUGGAAUUUGGGUCAGCACUAUGAUGUCGGUUGUUGAAGAUUCUCCUUUAGGCUCUGUAGCUGCUGAGAUUGAUAACGAGAAAAGUACCAUAUUUAAAGUACAAAAUCUGGAGGUAGAAGUUUCUGAUGAGCGCUCGCCAGUUAAAGACCUCAAACUGGAGGACCAUCAGGUAGAAGUUUCUGAUGAGUGCUCGCCAGUGAAAGACCUCAAACUGGAGGACCAUCAGGUAGAAGUUUCUGUUGAGUGCUCGCCAGUUAACGACCUCAAACUGGAGGACCAUCAGGAUGUUGAAGAUUCUCCUUUAGGCUCUGGGGCUGCUGAGAUUGAUCAAGAGAAAUGUACCAUAUUUAAAGUACAAAGUCUGGAGGUAGUUUCUGAUGAGCGCUCGCCAGUUAAAGACCUCAAACUGGAGGACCAUCAGGUCAAUAGUGCUCUGACUCAGUCCAUGAAUCAGGAGUUUAAAGCCUUUAUUGGGAAAGAAAAUGCUGGAAACGAUAUAGAAAAUCUGAAACAUGUAGAUAUCAAAGAUAAAUCCCCAAAUCAAGAUAUAGCAGGAGCAGGUUUAGGCCUUUCAGUUUUGCUUGCCAGCUCACCACAUUCAAAAGUUUUGUCUGUUACGGCACUUCAUGAAGAGACAGUAUCAGAGACGCUUGCAAACAAUAUCACGGAAAGUGAACAAGAGUGUUGCUCUCCUCUCAAAUCUGUCAAUGUGCAAAAACCUAGAAGGAGAUUGCUUCCUGCGUCUUCUUUAUUGCUGAAAGAGCUAAAUACAUUGGACUUGGAGGUGGAAAAUGAAGAACCAAAGGGAGGUAGAGGUGGUAAGAAGUUCACAGAGGAAAGAAUCAUGUCCAAGGGCGGCGUUUCUCUCCUUCGGUUAUUGAAGAGCAAUGUACGGUCAUGAUAAUUCAUUGUUUGUGGGUGUGAACUUGGCAAAGCAACCUUACUGUUUGUGGGUGUGAACUUUUGCUGACGGAUUAAAUAGAUGAAUUCGGUUGUUGCUCAACGGGAUGUGGUUGUAUAUAUUAAUGUUAAAACUGCCCUUACUGAUCCAAAAAAAAAAAAGUUACAACUGCCUUAAUGAGUACAAGGAUCAUAGUUAUAAAAAGGCAUGAGGUUUAUGUCCACGAUGACUAAAGCUAUCAGACGGACGGCGUUUAAUACAGACCCGAUCCGAAGGUCGGGAAGCUGCGGAUAAAGUAGUCAUUAGACGGCCGAAAAGGACUUUGGGACAUGAGAAAAUCGCGGUUUUAGCAUAAAAGGGUCUCUUGCCACUUUUAUGUCGAAUAUACUUUAAUACAAAGAGAGAAUAUUAUUUCCAAGGAAAUCUUGAUCUUAUCGAUUUUUUUUUUCUUUUUUCA
Papaver somniferum (opium poppy) is the source of this 3573-nucleotide messenger RNA. RefSeq names its product kinesin-like protein KIN-6. NCBI's taxonomy places the organism in Eukaryota, Viridiplantae, Streptophyta, Magnoliopsida, Ranunculales, Papaveraceae. Gene Ontology annotation, molecular function: microtubule binding; microtubule motor activity; ATP binding. Gene Ontology annotation, cellular component: microtubule; kinesin complex. The transcript has 27 exons. The record is from RefSeq and is a predicted model, not a curated record. Bases 255 to 3116 code for a protein of 953 amino acids. Gene Ontology annotation, biological process: microtubule-based movement.